This is a messenger RNA of Bufo gargarizans (Asiatic toad), 1029 nucleotides long. RefSeq names its product adenine nucleotide translocase lysine methyltransferase (gene ANTKMT). Gene Ontology annotation, cellular component: mitochondrion. Gene Ontology annotation, biological process: peptidyl-lysine trimethylation; positive regulation of proton-transporting ATP synthase activity, rotational mechanism; regulation of mitochondrial ATP synthesis coupled proton transport. Gene Ontology annotation, molecular function: protein-lysine N-methyltransferase activity. NCBI's taxonomy places the organism in Eukaryota, Metazoa, Chordata, Amphibia, Anura, Bufonidae. The record is from RefSeq and is a predicted model, not a curated record. The transcript is spliced from 6 exons. Bases 24 to 671 code for a protein of 215 amino acids.
CUCUCAGUUCGGCUAAGAGGGGAAUGGAUGACGAUGGCGCCCAGGACGUGGCGUCGGAGCUGGAGGGGAAAGAUGUGGGCGGCUGGGGGCUUCUGCAGAUAGCAGGGGGCACAGGGCUGGUGGCUUACUUGGUCUGGGCCCUGGUGCUGAUGCCCGGCUUCCGAAAAGUGCCGCUAAAAUUACAGGUGCCCUACGUGCCAUCCAGUGCCAAGCAAGUGGAGAACGUCAUGACGCUGCUGAGGGGGCGCGCAGGAAAGAUGGCGGACCUGGGCUCCGGGGACGGCAGAAUCGUGCUGGAGGCCGCCAGGAGGGGGUUCCAUCCUACCGUGGGGUACGAGCUGAACCCGUGGCUGGUGCGCGUGGCCUAUCUCUACGCCUGGAGGGCUGGAUACCACCGGCGGGUCACAUACUUACGAGAGGACCUGUGGAAGGUGAAGCUGCACGACUGUGACAACGUCUCCGUAUUUCUGGCCCCCAGCGUGCUCUCGCUGCUGGAGAACAAGAUGCUGGCGGAGCUGCCCAGCGGUGCCCGGGUGGUGGCUGGACGGUUCCCACUACCCACGUGGGUACCCAGUGACAUCAUCGGAGAGGGUGUAGACCGAGCCUGGGCCUAUGAUAUUAGGACUGUACGGCAAGCUGUGAAGACCAAAGAGCCGGGCACCGAGGUGUGACCACGGAAGGGACAUUUGUAGUGUCCCACUAUGUAAAUGCGGGCACUACUCAAGCGUCAAUUGGGUCACGUUGUUCUCCACCUCCUGUGGAACAUGGUCAUUGUGUUUUAUAUGGUAUUUUUAAUGUGUAUUUUCCCGUUAUCUCCUGUACCAGGCCUGUUAGGGGUGUAGUUCCUCCUCCUAAGCUGUAGAGGGAGCUAGGAAACCCCCCUAGUAUAUAUAGUUAGGCCCAGACAGGAAAGAGUCAGUCCAGAAGGGAGUGAAGUUAGCACUUUAGCUAGAGAGGAGCUGAAGAUCAGCUUCUAACAUGCAGCUAGAUAGCCCAGGUUCCUAGCUUGCAUCCAGGGGAAGAAGUUGC